Messenger RNA from Paramecium sonneborni, 521 nucleotides. Lineage: Eukaryota; Ciliophora; Oligohymenophorea; Peniculida; Parameciidae. The record is from the annotation of a GenBank genome assembly.
UAAUGAAUAACUCCACUUUGAUAAGCAAUCCUCGACAUAAAUAAAUACUUCAAAUUUAUACGUCUCGCAAUUAUACCCAACCUAAAAACACUACUCAAAUGUAACUUAAAUUACCUAAUUGUUCUUCAUCAUCCAAAAAUAAUGAAUACAAAGUAAUGAAACAUAAUUCCUUCUUUUCCCCAAAAAAACAACGUUCACAUCUAUAAAGUCCUAUUGUUUAAUACAAUUAUCCUAAUCAUGACUCUUCUGAGAGUUUUAUGAAAGACUUAGAAUUAUCUGGCAAUGAAGACUUAAAAGAAAUUAAUAAGACUUUGUUACUUACAUCUUAAGAAAUUAAUAAGAAAAUGUAAUUCGUUAUAGAAUCUUAUCUCAACAACACUCUCAAACAAAAACAUAUUAAAAAAAAACUUAAUAAUUUCAUUCAACUUAAUUGUACUCAUGACACUAGUGUUAUAUUUCAUCCACCUAAAAAGAAAAGGGAUAUUCAUUUAUAACCAUUAAGGCUCUUAAAAAAAAAAUGA